UGUUUUCUUUUUUGUCUGAUGGUGAACAGGGUGAAUAAUCCCACCCUGACGGAGGUCUUGGAACAGGUGGUGCUGCUUCCUCAGAAUGUCCACAUGGCUGUUCGUUACACCAGCAUUGAACUGGUGGGCGAGAUGAGUGAGGUGGUGGACAGAAAUCCUCGCUUCCUCGACCCAGUGCUGAACUACCUGAUGAAGGGCCUGCGGGAGAAAUCUCUGGCGUCGGCAGCAGCCAAAGCCAUCCACAACAUCUGCUCGGUGUGCAGAGAUCACAUGGCUCAGCACUUCCACGGCCUGCUGGACAUUGCUCGAUCCCUGGACUCCUUCGCUUUGUCUACAGAGGCAGCCAUUGGUCUACUCAAAGGUACGGCACUCGUCCUUGCUCGUCUUCCUCUGGAGAAGAUCGCAGAGUGCCUGAGUGACCUGUGCGCUGUGCAGGUCGUGGCCCUCAAAAAGCUGCUGGUGGACGAACCGUCCGGUGGGAAGGCGGCUGAUCCCACAGUGUGGCUCGACAGACUGGCUGUCAUUUUCCGGCACACGAACCCGGAGGUGGAGAACGGACAAACACACCCCUGUCAGAAAGUCAUCCAGGAAAUUUGGCCUGUCCUCUCACAGACUUUGAAUACGCACCAGGCUGAUAACCGAAUUGUGGAGCGUUGCUGCCGCUGCCUUCGAUUUGCUGUGCGAUGUGUCGGUAAAGGAUCUGCGUCACUGCUGCAGCCGCUGGUUACUCAGAUGGUGAGUGUGUACCAGGUCUAUCCUCACUCCUGUUUCCUGUACCUUGGGAGCAUCUUGGUGGAUGAGUACGGCAUGGAGGAGGGCUGCCAGCAGGGUCUGCUGGACAUGCUGCAGGCUCUGUGCAUGCCCACCUUCCAGCUGCUGGAACAGCCCAACGGCCUGAGGAACCACCCUGACACAGUGGACGACCUCUUCAGACUCGCCACCAGGUUUGUUCAGAGGAGUCCGGUCACUUUGCUCGGGAGCAACAUCAUUGUUCACAUCAUCCAGUGUGCCAUCGCUGCCACCUCACUGGACCAUCGAGACGCCAACUGCAGCGUGAUGAAGUUUGUCCGAGACCUGAUCCACACGGGCGUGGUGAAUGAUCAUGAGGAGGACUUUGAGGUGAGAAAGCAGCUGAUUUGCCAGGCCAUGGAGCAGCACGGGCAGCAGCUGGUAACCCAGCUUAUGCAGUCAUGCUGCUUCUGUUUACCUGCGUACACGUUGCCAGAUGUGGCCGAGGUCCUGUGGGAGGUCAUGGUGUUCAACAGGCCGAUUUUCUGCCGCUGGCUGGAAAAUGCUCUGAAGGGUCUUCCCAAAGAGACGACGGGCGGAGCGGUGACGGUUACGCACAAGCAGCUGACCGACUUCCACAAGCAGGUCACCAGUGCUGAGGAGUGUAAGCAGGUGUGCUGGGCCAUCCGGGAAUUCACCAGGUUGUUCCGAUAGCCACCAUCUUUCCACAAUGCCAGG
Molecule: messenger RNA, 1467 nt
Organism: Thalassophryne amazonica
Lineage: Eukaryota; Metazoa; Chordata; Actinopteri; Batrachoidiformes; Batrachoididae
Gene: tnpo3
Product: transportin 3
Exons: 12
Coding region: 19-1443 (474 amino acids)
Biological process (GO): protein import into nucleus
Cellular component (GO): cytoplasm; nuclear membrane
Source: RefSeq, a predicted model, not a curated record